Coccomyxa subellipsoidea C-169 is the source of this 2594-nucleotide messenger RNA. Its product is annotated as N-terminal nucleophile aminohydrolase. The transcript is spliced from 15 exons. Gene Ontology annotation, molecular function: threonine-type endopeptidase activity. Bases 1 to 2142 code for a protein of 713 amino acids. The record is from RefSeq and is a predicted model, not a curated record. Lineage: Eukaryota; Viridiplantae; Chlorophyta; Trebouxiophyceae; Coccomyxaceae. Gene Ontology annotation, biological process: protein maturation.
AUGGAAGGUAACGGGAGCCAGCAUGUUGUCGACCAGACACCAUCCCUUGGAGAUCGCCCGUUCUUUAUUGCAGUACACGUUGGUGUGGGGCACCACUCUGCACAGCGAGAGAAGGCUUACAAGUCAGUGAUGCGUCAAGCCUGCCGCCAGGCCGCACAAGAAUUGCAUCUGUCUGGAGAUCCGCUCAAGGCAGUCGUGGCUGCAGUGUCAUCCCUCGAGGAUGCUCCACUGGGCAACGCAGGCGUGGGAUCCAAUCUCACAGUCAAGGGAGUGGUCCAGUGCGAUGCAAGCACCAUGGCCGGAGAUGGAGCCUUUGGCGCAGUUGGCGCAGUCUCGGGUGUUGAGAAUCCUGUGCGUGUAGCUGGCGAGCUGGCGAGGCAGAGCCGCGAGCCAAUGGCACUGGGGAGAGUACGUCCCAUGUUCCUGGCUGGAGAUGGGGCAAGGGAGUGGGCAAAGGAGCAAGGCCUGCCGGCUGCUCCAUCUGCAGAAGCUGCCAGCCAGUGGCACAUCAACGGUGCAGCUCAGCGGCGGUGGCAGCGCUACAAGCGCAUGAUUGAUGAGGCUGUGCAAAGCCGAGAGGCUCCUUCAAAUCCCGCUGGCAUCCACAAAAAAUUGCCUAGCCUGCAGAUGUACCUAGUGCCUGAUAUAGUUUGUACAAGUCAGGCAGGGCGAGUUGCGGCCAGUGUCUCGUCCGGCGGCAUAGCGAUGAAGACGGACGGCCGAGUGGGCGAGGCAGCCAUGUUUGGCUGCGGUUGCUGGGCUGCCGAUUCACACUCUGGAAGGCCGGCAGUGGCGUGCAGCGUGACAGGAGUCGGUGAGGCGAUAAUGCGCGCCGGCCUGGCCCGGGCCUGCGCGGAUUCUCUGCGGGCCGAUGCAGCCGCCGCCGCCAGCCCCGACUUGUCUGCAGCAUCAACUGUGGACGCAGUCUGCGCUCAGGAGAUCAGAGACCGCAUCGAGCUCGGGCAGCCGGCCGGCCUCGCCUGCCCGCAUCAAGACUGCGGCGUGCUGGCAGUGCGCGUCAGCCGCUCAGCCGCCGCCAUCGCGGGGGGUCGGGGGGGCGCGGGCGGUGGCGCGGGGGGCGCAGACGGUGGUCGAGCGGGGGAACCCCGGGAAGUCCCCCGGGAGGUCCAUGAGAGGAGCCACUUGCCGGGGGGCGCAAGUGGUGGCGCGGGGGGUGCGGGCGGACCGGGGGAACCCUGGGGGAUCCAGGAGAGGAAUUGCUGCAGCGCUGUCACAGCAGGUGGUGGCGUGGUGGACGCGCUUCUUUCUGCGGACGAUAAGAACGUCAGGGCAAUCACCAGAAAUGCUACUUCUCAGAAGGCCAAGGAUCUCGUGGCAAGAGGCGUGGGUGUCGUGGAAGCUGACUUGUCCAACAAGUCAUCGCUGAUCAAGGCAUUCACAGGAGCAGACAUGCUGUUUCUGGUCACAGACUACUAUGCAUCAAUGAGCUAUGAUACGGAGCUGCAGCAAGGCAAGAACGCCGUUGAUGCAGCCAAGGAGGCCGGCAUUGGCUUUGUGGUAUUCAGCACCCUUGAGGACAUCCCAGAGGAUGCCAAGAAAGGGCUGCCGACCCUGCAUGACGGCCGGAAGAUCGCUCACUUUGAGUCCAAAGCUGCCGUGGCGGAGUACCUGGCACAGUCAGGGCUGCCCUACGGGCUGCUGCUCACCAGCGCCUUCUAUGAGAACUCAAUCAACUUCUUCUUCUACCAGAAGCAGCCCGACGGCUCCUAUGUCUUCAGCGAUAAUCUGGGCACCGAUCCCCACUCUUGGCACUCUGUGGGCACCAUCGGGCUGACAGCUGCAGCUGUGAUGGACGAUCCACAGAAGCACCAGGGCAAGACUAUUCCAAUUGUGGGAGAGCGCAUUUCAUUCCCACAAAUCACCCAGAUCCUGAGCGAUGUGACCGGCAAAACAAUAAGGUAUCAGCCGAUCUCCGAUGAGCAAUAUGCAUCGCUGCCCUUCCCCGGAGCUGCCGACAUCGCCAACAUGUUCCACUACUACAGAGGCUGGAGCCAAUACGAUGACCUGCGGCCCUACUCUGACCCCGUGGUCAGGGGACAGAAGUUCAAAGAGUGGGCUGAGGCGCAUAAAGAUGCCCUCAAGAAGAGGCUGGAGGCUGCCAGCGAUGCCCAAAGUGCCUGAAGUAAUUUCUGAAUUUCUGAAUUUUCAAAAAAAAAUUGUAAAGGUCAGCUGCAUAGAAACAUGCAGGGGGUGAUGUAUCUUGUACUCAAUGCUAUGGCUGCCUGAGAGACAUUUUGAACUUGGCAAAGGUUUGUGAAACUAACGGCCGUGGAAAAGAAUAUUCUGGAGUCUGUGUGAGUCCAGCAGCGAAUUACAGAAUAUGAGCUGAGCGCAUUAUAUACUGGGGCUCUAGUUGCCUGGGCAUUUUAUUAACAGAGACGUCGGUUCCAUGGAGAGAUGCAGGAGAUUGACACGUGAAUUAUCAAUAGCUGUGACUGCGUAUAGAGCUCUUGCAUUUUGCAUGUGUCACCGGCUUUGUUUCGUCUGGCUUGGGGCCUAUUUGAGUAGACCUCAUGUGUGCAAGAAAAGAGUUCGGUAUAGCUGGCCAGCGUAUCGAGAUGUACUCGUACAAG